GACCUCAAGAAUAUUGAGCCCAAAAAUUCAAAGAGAGUGUCGCGAAAAGCGCACGACUUGUUGGACACGAGUGUUUCGUCUGUCAAUUCGGCCAAAAAAGCUAAACCUAAGACCAGUGGUUCCGCCGCCGCCGCGAAGACCACCCCUAAGGCCAACGCAAACACUCCCAAAGUGAAGGAUAGCGGCGUUGCCGUCGAGGCGGAGGCUGUGGCGCCGCCGCCGCCCAAAAAGACUACGGAAGUGAUGCGAGCGUUGGCCGACAGUACCGACGACGGAGAGUCCGGUGCGUCCAAAGCGACGAAACCGAUGGUUACGCCGAAACGCAAGCCCAGAGCCAACUCGACGUCUGAGCCGUCGUCGGCGAGCAAACGGCUCAAAACAAACGGCGAUCACUCGCUGACGGCGGCCGACGGCGUGGCCUUAGAAGUGGCCGAGAAUGCGGUCCUUCAGCUUCUGUCCUCAUCCCAACCGUUAACGCCUCAAAGAAAAUCAUCUCAAGAAUCGCUGUCCAACGGUGUGGACAACAAACCCGUCGUCGUCGUCGACAAACCCGACGACUCUGUGCUUAUGGACGACUUGUCGCCCAACGAACUCAUUAUUGUCGAAGAUAAGUCUAUGUUUUGUUUAUUUUGCGACCAAUCGUUUGCGGACAGACAGGACGCCACCGCCCACUAUGUCAUACACAUGUGUCCACUCAAGUGUGUCAAGUGCUGCAAACUCUUCGCCACAUACGACCAGUACCUGAAACACGGCAUAGUACUGGUUAAGUAUAGCGCCGCCGCAAAAAUGCUUAACCGGUUUGCCUUCCCGUCGGAACUGUAG
Medioppia subpectinata is the source of this 822-nucleotide messenger RNA. NCBI's taxonomy places the organism in Eukaryota, Metazoa, Arthropoda, Arachnida, Sarcoptiformes, Oppiidae. The record is from the annotation of a GenBank genome assembly.